GCCGAGCUGAACAAGAACCGCGACUGCGUUUUGGAUACCUGCAGUCCACACUGCUUCUCCGACGGAGGCUCGGUACUCUGAGCCCUAACAGGAUUUUUUUCGUCUUUCCUUCUGUUGUCGGACAUCACCCAAACCGGCCCAACAAAAUACUGUGAUGAUGGGAAGUGUCACGCGGUUCCUCAAGGCCUUUCCAUGGAUCCCAUCUCGCUUCUCACCACUGUGAUAUCGACGACCUCCUUCCUACUGACUUGGAUAGAUCAACACCAAUCCAAAGGAAAGGUAUUUCGCGACUUGCGCACGACCCUCGAUAACGUCUGUAGUGGUGUCCUAUUACCUUUAUCAUUAGUCGGCACCAAUGGGGGUUCUCUUGAGCCCAGCAUUGUGGGCUGCUUACAGACGGUUCAAGAAGUACUCUUACGGACACGAGACCACCUGGUCGUGUGGGAGGAUAGCCGCAAAAUCAAAAGCGGAAAGAAGCUAUGGGCGUUUCUAAAUCCCGCUGUGGUGCUGGAUGAGUUGAAGGACGACAAGGCUCAGCUUGUGUCCAGCGUGCAAAUACUGUCGGCUGCUAUUCAAAUCUCAUCUUUUAUACGUCAACCGCCGAACACGCUGAGCCUUCCUGGGGAAUCAUCACGGUCACUCAUCUCUAGUUCGGAUAAUUUGGAGAUAGCUUCGAACGGGGAUGUCAAAGAUUUUUGGACGACUGAAAUUGGGGUCGAGGCUUUGUACUGCUCUGCUGAAUUCCUACAUACUGCCCUUAGUCGCUACCUUGACAAAACAUUAACGCCGGAAGCAAAGGAAAUUCUUUCUCUUCGGCUGGAUGAGUAUGGAGUAGGAUGCACUACCUUAGCGAGUCUUGAUCGCUUUGUUGGGCAUCGUCCAUUAUUAGAUGCACUCAUGACUCUCGGUGUCAUCCAAGUCGACGAAUCCCCAGGGUCUAGUAUGGAAAACGUCGACCCUGCUUCCAUCAAACCUAUCUUGAUCAUGGUUGACGAUGAGCCGGAAAAUCAUCAGUAUACGAUCGAUUUAGUCCGAUCAUAUAACGUCGAUCUUUUCGUUUUCACAUCGACAGCGUCGGCAAAAACAUGGAUAGAUGCCAAUGAGACCAUGCUAUGCAUCGCAGAUAAGUUUGGCCGCCUGCGAUGUGUAUCAGAUAAUGCUCGUUGGGAGCAAGACAACUCCAUAUCGACGGCCUCGUCAUUUGCUACCUCGGGAAUUUCCUUGAAUAUAUACGCCGGAGAAACUAUCCUACGCUACCUGCGUGGGAGACAGUAUUCCGCGCCAGUCCUCAUUGCUGCCGGAAAGAGCAUCAUGAAGACUUCAUACGUUCUCGAUUAUGCCAGGGCUGGCUCCACAUGCUACCUUGAUGUAUUAUUGGAUUUCGUCCACCCAUUUAUAGCCGACGACGGUAAGGAUGAAGAAUGGUGGCUAGACUUCAAUGUUCAGCCCAGAGACUGCACCAAGCCGCUGUUACUUUGGGUCGGAGACUCGGGUUCAGAUUCUCUUCCCAUAUCUGGGCAGUCAAGCGUGCAGACUGUUGUUGUCAGAUCACUCGUAGAGGCUCAAGAAGAGAUAAAAAAGAACAGAAGUGAGGUGAUGUACUUCGUUCCACUUCUACCGAGCUCUAAUUUUGUGGUGUAAGAUAUUUAUCGUCGACUGGGAAAGGCACAUAUGCUCCGAGUGGUG
Guyanagaster necrorhizus is the source of this 1686-nucleotide messenger RNA. RefSeq lists its product as uncharacterized. The transcript has 3 exons. Lineage: Eukaryota; Fungi; Basidiomycota; Agaricomycetes; Agaricales; Physalacriaceae. Bases 193 to 1641 code for a protein of 482 amino acids. The record is from RefSeq and is a predicted model, not a curated record.